This is a messenger RNA of Aphanomyces astaci, 776 nucleotides long. RefSeq lists its product as hypothetical. The coding region runs from base 35 to 703 and encodes 222 amino acids. Lineage: Eukaryota; Oomycota; Saprolegniomycetes; Saprolegniales; Verrucalvaceae. The transcript is spliced from 2 exons. The record is from RefSeq and is a predicted model, not a curated record.
GUGAUUUGUUAUCGGCCCUUGUGUGUGAUUGACCAUGGACCCCGAUGACAUCCUCGACGACAUGUCGUUGUCUUCUGACGAUGAAAUGAUGGAGGACAUGAUCAACGAAAUGAAAGCCGAGGUGAAAGCUCCUCCACCACCUGCCCCCCGUCGCCAACCUCGCGCCACCACCGUCGUGCGGGCUGCGCCUUCCCAACCGGCGAUGCCAGACCUGAGUCAAAUGAUGUCGCAGAUGAUGCCCAUGAUGUCUCAAAUGUUCGGCAACGCCCCGUCGUCUUCGAGCGGCAGCAACCGCAUCACGCGGGCCAUGGAAGAUAUCGUGGCAGAUCAUGUCCCCGCAGCGGAGGUCGCAUCGUGGGUCGAAACCAUUCGCCGCGACGAAGCAAGACAAAAACACGUGCCUCGAUCCAACCACAGUCGCGCGUAUCGCCCCACUGUCGCCGCCACCCCCACCGCGCACCUCGACGCCUCCACGUUGCUGCAGGAGCUGCUGCUACCCGCCGUCCGCGCUGCCAAGUGCGGGCCGUCCCCACGAUGGGAGAAGGAGCAUCUGACCAUCCAUCGACAGCUGCAAGCGCAAGGCGUCGGCGACAUCUACGCCCAGGACCUCCGCGCUAACCUCCGCCAACGCGCCGUCCACUCUUCCGACUUCACCGCCACCCCCACUCGCUUCCCCAACCUCACGUCCAUCGUGUCGUCGUAAACUAGGUCUACAAAUGUUAAUCGACGCGAAACGCUUUUAUUAAAAUGUUUUCGUAAUUCUAUAUAUACUCCAA